UGAACAUUUCCAUUUGCUGGCUUUUUGUGGUCGCACCAAAAUGAGGUUUGCUUUCUUCCUCACAUUCCUGGUCGUUCUGGUAACGACUGUUGCUGCAUGGGAAAAAGAAGACCAUGAAAUUUUCGACCUCGUCAGCGCGAUAGAAGCUUCUGAGGGCAAAGGAACGACUUUUUACUCGUGGCUCGAUGUCCCGCACACUGCUACGACGCCGGAAAUCGCGAAAGCGUACAGGAAAAUGAGCAUGCAGCUACAUCCCGACAAGAACCCAAAUGAUAAAAAGAUACACGAACGAUUCGCCCGUUUGGGGGUAGUAUCAAGCAUCUUGAGGAAUGCUGAGAGUAGAAAACGUUAUGACUUCUUUUACAAGAACGGUGUGCCUAAAUGGAGAGGAACAGGAUACUACUAUUCACGGUUCAGGCCAGGGCUUGGGAGCGUGCUGGUGUUCUUGACGAUUCUGACAUCGUCUUUGCAAUAUGUUAUCCAGAAAAUGAAUUAUAGAAGGGACUUAGAACGCAUAGAACGCAUUCGGCAAGAUGCUACAUUAGCUGCAUGGGGCCCCAAAAUGAUACCUGUUGAAGGCCAGAGGAAGGUCAAAGUCAAUCUGUCUGGAGGAAACCCUCGCUACGAUGGAGAUGGAAAUCCCCUUCAGAUUCGGGGUCGUUCUAUUGACAUGGUUGUUGAAGGGAUGAAUGUUUUCAUCCUUGACCCUUCUGGGGAUAUGGAAUUGCUGGAUUCCUCAGCCGCAACGUCGCCGCAUAUCAUGAGAACGUGGUUCCUGGCGCUCGUCAGUGGCGCCUAUAACAAAGUGGUUGCCCGGUCAUCGACGGAUGCUAAUGAUUCUCCUGGAGAUAGUGCUAAUGAGGGGUAUAGUGUUGGUGAUGAUGAUUCGGACUCUGGACGCAGUGGCACCGUAACGCCAAGCAACGGUAACGCGAAAUAUGUCCCCGUUAGCAAAGCCGGCGGACGGAGAAGAAAGGCGACUAAAAAGUCAUCGACGAAGCGAUGAGGAUAUGCUACAUAUUACAGAUACAAUUGGAGUCCUACACAGGUGAUAUGCUAGAGGUAUUAGUAUUCUGCCUGUUGGUAGCAGUCCAGUAAUGUCACUAAAGGGUAAAGAGGAGAGGCCAAUCCGCAGAAUUAACGGGGAUUCGCGGAAAGACUUGACUUCGACACUUUCUGCUUCUCCAGUACGAACCAGCGUACGAGAUCCAGGGUGGCGACAGAGUCCUCUAUUGAAGAAUGC
Messenger RNA from Guyanagaster necrorhizus, 1243 nucleotides. Its product is annotated as DnaJ-domain-containing protein. Bases 41 to 1006 code for a protein of 321 amino acids. The record is from RefSeq and is a predicted model, not a curated record. Gene Ontology annotation, cellular component: endomembrane system. The transcript has 8 exons. NCBI's taxonomy places the organism in Eukaryota, Fungi, Basidiomycota, Agaricomycetes, Agaricales, Physalacriaceae.